CGCAUUCGAACUGGAGAUGUCUCGAUGGAUCUGUUUUCUUUCAAACGUCCACCUAAAUUUGCCGGUUAAUGAAUAAAAACCGGACGUAGUGAAACUUAAACAAGCACGUAUGCCAUAUGGUUGAAACAAAUAAUGCCGGUCCUCGUUUCUAGGAUAAUCAUCGUGAAUAUCGCUAUUUUUCUGCUUGCGUGCAAUACUGGUACACAAGGAAUAAUAGAAGUCAUUGUAUUAGAGGGAACUACAGACUUCCAACUGAUGUGUCCAGAAGUUCCUAAAACUGUUAAUAUUGUGUCAUAUAAAUGGUUCUAUAAUCAGGACCCAAUUGAUAGACUACGAAAGAAUAUUCUGAGUUUUGAUUCUGUUGAUCGAAAAGAAAGCGGGAUCUAUGCCUGUAAUAUUGAAACUACCGAUGUCAGCUACAACUAUACCUAUUUAUUGAAAGUUGAAUACCCGCCUGAACUUUUGUCUUUUCCAUCAUCUGUCAAAUUUGUACAUCCGAACAGUAGUGUUAGCUUAGAGUGCCAAUGCGAUGGAGAACCAGUGCCUGUUGUCACAUGGAUGAAAGAUGGUCAGCCUUACAGAAAAGGCAACAAGUUGAGACUAACAGGAAAUAAGGCUGCAAUCAGGUUCUUCCAUUCCUGUCUAUCCUUUGCCACCAUUUCUGCACUACUCCAGGUCAGGUUUGCUUGGGCAAGUUCUGUGUCCAGUGGGAUACUGAAGAUUUCAGACACUAGCAUUGCAGAUAGUGGAAAUUACACAUGUUUAGCUGGUAAUUCUGAUCAGAAAAUAUCCCAAGAUUUUCAUGUGAAGGUUAGAGCACCUCCAAAUGCAGUAAAUAUCAGCAUUGAAAAUAUUGACAGUCACACAGUCAGAAUAAACUAUCAUGUAGAAGGUUGCCAUAGAAACACUGAGUAUCCAGCUACAACUAUUAACCUGCAGUAUGGUCAGAUGCAGUCAGAGACUACCUUGAUUACGUUGGAUCCUAAGGAUUCAUCUUAUGUUUUGGGAGGCCUUGAAGUUGAAGGUCAAUAUGAGCUGGACAUAUGGGCUGUUAAUGAAGUCGGCAGUGGCAAUAUAACAUCAGUCAAUUUCACUGUAGGUCCAUCACGUUCAUCAAGGUCAGCCCAAGAGGUUAAGUCAAAAGAUAAAAAUGAGAAUAAAGAUCUACACAGACUGUCACCAGAAGCAUCUCACGCAGCCUAUACUUUCUUCAUAAUAGUUGGUGUUAUGAUAGGUUUAGCCAUGUUGGUUUUCAUCAUUAUUGUGAUUGGUAUUUUUUGUAGACGAUUAUUGUACAGAGUUUAUGAUGACUGUAAGUAUGACACAGCAUGUCGUGUUAUGUGA
Saccoglossus kowalevskii is the source of this 1344-nucleotide messenger RNA. Its product is annotated as receptor-type tyrosine-protein phosphatase F-like. The record is from RefSeq and is a predicted model, not a curated record. Lineage: Eukaryota; Metazoa; Hemichordata; Enteropneusta; Harrimaniidae. Gene Ontology annotation, molecular function: protein binding.